Messenger RNA from Kazachstania africana CBS 2517, 1293 nucleotides. It is a transcript of the gene MSG5, whose product is annotated as tyrosine/serine/threonine protein phosphatase MSG5. The transcript has a single exon. Gene Ontology annotation, biological process: negative regulation of MAPK cascade; protein dephosphorylation. The coding region runs from base 1 to 1293 and encodes 430 amino acids. Gene Ontology annotation, molecular function: MAP kinase tyrosine/serine/threonine phosphatase activity; protein tyrosine/threonine phosphatase activity. NCBI's taxonomy places the organism in Eukaryota, Fungi, Ascomycota, Saccharomycetes, Saccharomycetales, Saccharomycetaceae. Gene Ontology annotation, cellular component: cytosol; cytoplasm; nucleus. The record is from RefSeq and is a predicted model, not a curated record.
AUGUUGGAAAGUAUAGCAUCGCCAAGUACAACUGAGAGGAUAAUAAAUGUCUCGAGGUCGCCGAAAACUUUACACAAAAGAAAUACCAAGAAUCUAUCUCUUUCAAUCGACAGAAGUAAUAUAUCGGAAGCCAUUCCAGAGACUUCUAUGAACUGUACAUUCAACGGUACAGAGAAGGCUUGUUUAAAUGCGGCACCCAGAGUCAUCGGCACAAUGCAAAAUGAUUCUUAUAAUAUCUCUUCGUGCAAUAAUAUCAAUGAUCAGGACACUAAUGAAAAGACUGACGCUGCACCCGUAUUAGCGCCAAAUAAGAAAGGCGAUGCUUCAAUUUAUACCUUAUCUGCAGCUUCAAAAAGUACGAGUGCUUCACCAAUAUAUGCUAGUUUCAAAUGUAAUGAAUCUGGAAAAUUAAACAGGAACCACUCGAUGUCAUUAUCAAUAAAGACCAAGAAUUUAAGGACGCACAGUCGAAAUCGUUCACAAACAAUAACUGCUGCAAGUUUAAAGGCACAUACUUCUGCGUUAAGUAGUAAUGAGAAAGCAACCACGGUAUGGGUCUUCCCAGAGAGUGAACAGCGUCUGAAUAAUAGUUUGACUAACCAUACAUCCAAUAAUAAUGUUGAUUUUAUCCACUCAGAAAUUUAUAAUCAAAAUGCCUAUCCAAAUGGUCCAUUACUAGUAAUACCUCCUAAUAUUUACCUUUAUUCAGAGCCAAAAAUAGAGGAUAUUUUAGGCUUUGAUCUCGUAAUCAAUGUAGCUGAAGAAGUUCCAGAUCUGUUAGAUGACAUAAAUAAACACGGAAGGCAUAUCGUUUAUUAUCAUGUGAAAUGGUCGCAUAAUUCUAGCAUUGUUGAAAAUCUUAAAGGUUUAACUGAAUUGGUUCAUCAAUAUGAUGUCCAAAACAAAAAAAUCCUAAUUCAUUGUCAGUGUGGUAUAUCGAGGUCUGCUUCAUUAAUCGUAGGUUACAUAAUGAGGUACAAUAAUCUGAACUUAAAUGAUGCAUAUUCAAAACUAAAACUGGUUGCUAAAGAAAUUAGUCCAAAUAUGGGAUUGAUUUUCCAACUUAUGGAAUGGAACGAAAGACUAAAUUCUGAAAUCAAUAACGAUUUAUCAUCAGAAAGCCCAAAUUUUUUGUUUGAUAUAACUUCAGAUGCAGCUACAAACAGCAAAGUCAUUAUAAAUGAUGCUCUAAGCGAUUUGGACACUUUAUUUGGUGAAGACCAAAAAAAUGGCAAUAUAGUUACCAUAAAUGAACUAGAUUCUAAUGAAUUAAUAUCGACGAAUAAUUUGUGA